Messenger RNA from Vigna umbellata (rice bean), 1744 nucleotides. RefSeq names its product lysine histidine transporter-like 8. The record is from RefSeq and is a predicted model, not a curated record. Lineage: Eukaryota; Viridiplantae; Streptophyta; Magnoliopsida; Fabales; Fabaceae.
AACACACUAAUAACGAUGGAGGAAGUGGUGGAAACAAAGGUAAGCAUCUCAACUCCAGCAGUUGAAGUUUCGAAAACUCCGAAAAGCCCUUUUGCAUCUCGUUUCAUGAGCACCCCUUUGGCCAGUCCCAUGAAGAAAGCCAUUGAAAACAUGCAAGAUUACUUCGGAGAAGUUGGUCGCUUCACCAAGCUCGAUCCACAAGAUGAUUGGCUUCCCAUCACCCAAUCCAGAAACGGAAACGAAUAUUACGCUGCGUUUCAUGUCCUUUCUUCAGGCAUCGGAUUUCAGGCCCUUCUUCUUCCCUUCGCCUUCACCACUCUUGGCUGGACUUGGGGAAUCACGUGUCUCUGUGUGGCUUUUACAUGGCAACUCUACACGCUGUGGCUACUGGUUCAGCUUCACGAAUCGGAAUCAGGGGUGCGCCAUAGUAGGUACCUCCGACUAGCUAUGGCAGCAUUCGGAGUAAAGAUGGGAAAAGUAUUGGCACUGUUCCCAAUAAUGUACUUAUCUGGUGGGACGUGUGUGACACUGAUAAUGAUCGGUGCAAGCACAAUGAAGAUAUUCUUUCAGAUGGUGUUUGGAGAGCCAUGCCCCCUCUCACCAAUUGAGUGGUAUUUGGUGUUUACAUGCACAGCCAUUUUGCUUGCACAGUUACCAAACCUCAAUUCAAUUGCAGGGGUUUCCCUCAUUGGAGCCGUCACUGCCGUAGGUUACUGUGCUCUUAUAUUUAUAUUAUCUGUGGUCAAAGGUAGACUUGCUCAUGUAUCGUAUGAGCCACCAAGGGGACAAUCAGACACUACCAUGGUUUUUAGGGCGUGGAAUGCACUUGGGAUCAUUGCCUUUGCUUUCCGCGGUCACAAUCUUGUGCUGGAAAUACAGGGAACCAUGCCUUCCGACGCUAAGCAACCUUCACACUUGGCUAUGUGGAGAGGUGUAAUGUUUGCUUACCUGGUGAUCGCUUUGUGUUUGUUCCCCCUUGCCAUUGGAGGUUAUUGGGCCUAUGGAAAUUUAAUACCUACUAAUGGAGGGAUGUUAGGUGCUUUACACAAAUACCACGAACAUGAUACGUCAAAAUUCAUCAUCGCUUUGACAAGCUUGUUAGUUGUUAUAAACAGCCUCACUUCCUUCCAAAUCUAUGCAAUGCCGGUAUUUGACAAUCUGGAAUUUAAAUACACCAGCAAGAAGAACAGGCCUUGUCCCCGAUGGCUACGGAUAGCAUUCAGGGGGCUCUUUGGGUGCCUAGCAUUUUUUAUUGCUGUAACUUUACCAUUCUUACCUAGUUUGGCUGGUCUGAUUGGAGGGGUUGCUCUACCAAUAACCUUAGCUUAUCCCUGUUUGAUGUGGCUACAGAUUAAGAAACCACAGAAACAUAGCAUAAACUGGUACCUGAACUGGACAUUAGGAAUUAUUGGGAUGAUUCUGAGCCUACUGGUUGUCAUAGGAGCCAUUUGGGGCAUAGUAGAACAGGGCAUAGAGAUCCAUUUCUUCAGUCCACAGUAGAAACAGGAUAUCGUAUUAUUGUCAAUCACAACAUUGGAAGUUUAAUAGCAAGCAUUUGCAAGGGUUUCCUGGACAAGCAUGCAGACCGCACAGAGUCGGGGACGAUGCUCCUAUCAAUGAUGAAAUCGAAAGAAUGCUUGACUUGUGGCUACAGGAGUCAUGACGCAUUCUAUUCUAAUUGCGCGAUAUCGUCAAUAACGGGUCAAUUUGAUGUAAAAUAUGUGGAAAUAAAAUGUCUUUAAUA